Clarias gariepinus (North African catfish) is the source of this 7603-nucleotide messenger RNA. RefSeq names its product zinc finger protein 729-like. Bases 244 to 4440 code for a protein of 1398 amino acids. NCBI's taxonomy places the organism in Eukaryota, Metazoa, Chordata, Actinopteri, Siluriformes, Clariidae. The transcript is spliced from 8 exons. The record is from RefSeq and is a predicted model, not a curated record. Gene Ontology annotation, biological process: regulation of transcription by RNA polymerase II. Gene Ontology annotation, molecular function: RNA polymerase II cis-regulatory region sequence-specific DNA binding; DNA-binding transcription factor activity.
AAGCCGUGCUGCAGUGUUGCUGAUUGAUGAGCUGAGCUCUCCGACUCUACUAAUCAUCUUUACAUUCCAAUAUUUCUGACAGGGUUUUACCCCCACAGUUCCAUCUGAUCCGUUGUGGGUGUAUUUGAGUUGGUUAACUGCGUUCUGCUGUAAAGCUCAAGAUAUGAGCGCUUUCCUUGUGCUGUCCUGUUUCUUACAUAUUAUAAAUAUACUGCCACAAGGACAUCAAGAAAUCCAACAAGGAUGAAUUCACACGAGAUUAACCGUGAGCAUGUAGAACCCACAGAGAUCUCCAGUACUCACCCAAUAUCAUCAGGAGUUGCAACUAUGAUGACAUCAGAUGAGAUUAAAUUUGAAGUUCUAGACCCCACAGAGAGCUCCAGUAGUCACCCCAUUUCAUGUGAAAUCAACGCUUUUGAAGGACAAGUGCAAGACCAAAUGAAUCAGUAUCCACACUGUGGGGAAAUUUUUACUGACUUAAAUAAUCUUAAAAAACACCAGCAGAUCCACACAAGAAAUAAGCCGUAUCAGUGCACAGAGUGUGGGAAGAGUUUUAACCAAAGGGGUAGUCUUCAAGACCACCAGCGCAUUCACACCGGAGAGAAGCCGUAUCAGUGUCCAGAGUGCGGCAAGAGCUUUAUUAAAAACAGUAGUCUCAAACAACACCAUCGGAUUCACACGGGACAGAAGCCAUAUCAGUGCUUACAGUGCGGGAAGAGUUUUACACAAAGGAGCAAUCUCCAACAGCAUCAGUGGACUCACAAAGAAGAAAAGCUCCAUCACUGCUCAGAGUGUGGGAAAAAUUUCAGUCAAAAGAUUAUGCUCAAAAAGCACCAGCUUGUUCACACAAAGCCGUAUCACUGUUCCUUAUGUGGCUGCAGCUUUGCUUACUUGUGUCACCUCCAGCAACACCAGCGUAUUCACACGGGAGAGAAGCCAUUUCAGUGCUCGCAGUGCGGCAAGCGUUUUACUGAACACAGUAGCCUCGUUAAACACCACCGCGUCCACACGGGAGAGAAGCCAUAUCAGUGCUCGCAAUGCGGAAAGGGUUUUACUGACAGCGGGAAUCUUGUGAAACACCAGCGCAUUCAUACAGGAGAGAAGCCGUAUCAGUGCUCGCGCUGCGGGAAGAGUUUUAACCAGCGGGGGACGCUGCAACAACACCAGCGCAUUCAUACAGGAGAGAAACCGUAUCAGUGCUCGCUGUGUGGGAAGAGUUUCACCGUAAGCAGUAACCUCGUGAAACACCAUCGCAUUCACACAGGAGAGAAGCCGUAUCAGUGCACACUGUGUGGGAAGAGUUUUACAGUGAGCAGUAACCUCGUAAAACAUCAGCGCGUUCAUACGAGAGACACCGAAUAUCAGUGUCCACUUUGUGGGAAGAGUUUCAGUAAAUUACCACACCUUAAAAAACACCAGCACGCUCAUUCCAAAGAGAAGCCUCAUCGUUGCUCAGAGUGCGGGAAGAGUUUUAGCCAAAGGUUUAUUCUUAAAAAUCACCAGCUUGUUCACACAGGUGAGAAGUCACAUCAGUGCUUAGAGUGUGGCAUGGGUUUUGCACAGAGGUACGCUCUGCAGAGACAUCAGCGUGUUCACACAGGGGAGAAGCCAUAUCAGUGCUCAGAGUGUGGCAGGAGUUUUAGCCAAAGGUGUCACUUCCGGAAGCACCAGUACAGGCACACAGGUGAAAAACCGUAUCAUUGUUCAGAAUGUGGGAAGACUUUUAACCGUAAUGACACACUCCAAAUGCACCAGCGCAUUCACACUGGUGAGAAACCGUAUUACUGCCCCGACUGUGGGAGGAGUUUUACUUGGAGUAGUGAACUUAGAAGACACCAGCGAAUUCACACAGGAGAAAGGCCGCAUCGGUGCUCAGACUGUGGGAAGAGUUUUCCUCAGAGAGGUCACCUUAUUAAACACCAGCGCGUUCACACCGGAGAGAAGCCGUUUCAGUGCUCACAGUGUGGAAAGAGUUUUUCCCAGAGGGAUAGUCUCCAGCAACACCAGUGGGUUCACACAGGAGAGAAGCCGUUUCUGUGCUCACACUGCGGGAAGGGUUUUACAGACAGUCGUGAUUUCAGAAAACACCAGAGGAUUCAUACAGGCGAGAAGCCGUAUCACUGCUCACAGUGUUGGAAGAGUUUUACUGAGAGUAGUGGUCUCAUUAGACACCAGAGAGUUCACACGGGAGAGAAGCCGUAUCAGUGCUCAAAGUGUGGCAAGAGUUUUAGUCAGCAAAGUCACUUCCGAAAACAUCAGCGAAUUCACACAGGAGAGAGACCGUAUCAGUGUACGGAGUGCGGAAAGACUUUUAAUCGACAGGACACGCUCAAAGUACACCAACGCAUUCACACUAGAGAGAAAUCCUGUUAUUGUACGGAGUGUGGGAGGAGUUUUGCUGACAGCGGUGAACUUGUAAGACACCAGUGCGUUCACACUGUAGAGAGUGAUAGGAUGCUGGCGUGUUUCCUCCACAUGCCUCUGACUAGCAUGGAGUCAAAUAAGGUUAAAUGCGAGGAUCCAGAACCCACAGAGAUCUCCAGUUCAUCUGCUGCUGUCCACAAGAACUCCCUUGAUGGAUUAUCCCAAAAAAGAAUCCACUCCUGCUUGGUGUGUGGAAAAAUGUUUAAACAAAAGAGGACUCUCAGACAACACCAGCGUAUCCACACGGGAGAGAAGCCGUAUCGCUGCUUGGAGUGCGGGAAAAGUUUCAACCGUGCCGAGACUCUAUACAUCCACCGUCGCGUUCACACUGGAGAGAAGCCGUACUCCUGCCCGGAGUGCGGGAAGAGUUUUGCUGCGCAGAAUAAUUUCCGAAAACACCAGCGAAUUCACUCUGGAGAGAAGCCGUAUCAGUGCUCGGAGUGUGAGAAGAGUUUCAACCGAGUAGACAGCCUGCGCAUACACCGGAGCAUUCACACUGGAGAGAAACCGUAUUCCUGCUCGGUGUGCGGGAAGAGCUUCCGGAACCAGAAGUGUCUGUUAAAUCACCAGCGAAUCCACACAGGAGAAAAGCCGUACCUGUGCUCGGAGUGUGGGAAGAGUUUUAACGUCAACUCCGCUCUCCACGUGCACCAGCGGGUUCACACUGGGGAGAAGCCGUAUUUCUGCUCUCAGUGCGGGAAGAGCUUUCAUACCCACUGCAAUCUCAGAAAACACCAGCGGACUCACUCGGGAGAGAAGCCGUAUCGCUGCCUUGAGUGCGGGAAGAGUUUCGGUCUGAAGUGUUCUCUGAAAACUCACCAGUUAGUUCACACAGGAGAGAAGCCGCAUUGCUGCCUUGUCUGUAAUUACCGCACUGCUUACCGCAGUAGCCUCCAGCAGCACCAGCGUAAUCACACAGGACAGAAACUGUAUCAGUGUUCACACUGUGGGAAGAGAUACAACACACUCAAGUGCUUUCAUCGACACCAGAGCAUUCACGCGGAUCAGAGUGAAGACAUGCAGCAGGUUAAGACGAAUCAAGCGCUUUACUUGCUGCUGAGGAAAGUCGGGGGAAAUGGUGCGAGCUGUCUGCACGGAUAUGGUAUAAGUAUGAGCAGCGCCCUGUAUUCUCCUUCUGUCCGCGUUCCUAUUAACUACAAACUCACCACCACACAAUUGUCAAAAGCUCCAAACACGAUGAAAGCAAAAGAGAUUAAAUGCGAGAACAUGGAACCGACUGAGAGCUCCAGUGGACAGCAGUGGACCUUUGAUGCAUUCCUCACUGACACAUCUCUCAGAUUUAUGCAGAAGGAGAUUCACCAGUGUGUACAGUGUGGGAAAAGUUUCAGUCAGAAGAGUAAUCUUAACCAACAUCAGCGUAUCCACUCAGGUGAGAAGCCAUACCAGUGUUCACACUGCGGGAAGAGUUUCAGUCAGAAGAGUAACCUCAAGCAGCACGAGCGAAUCCAUUCGGGAGAGAAGCCAUAUCGCUGCUCAGACUGCGGGAUGAGCUUCACGCAAAGAAGUCAUCUCCAGCAGCACCAGCGCAUCCACACGGGAGAGAAGCCGUAUCACUGCUUGGAGUGCGGGAAGAGUUUUGGUGAUCAGAGUAAUCUGCAGCAGCACCAGCGCAUUCACACGGGAGAGAAGCCGUUUCAAUGCUCAGCCUGUGGCAUAAGUUUUACGCAAAAGGGGAAUCUCCAGAAGCACCUGCUCUUUCACACAGGAGAGAAACCCUUUCGCUGCUCGGAGUGCGGGAGGAGUUUUACACAGGGACAUGAGCUUCAAGCGCACCAACAUGUUCACACCGGGGAAAAGCCGUAUUACUGUUCGGCGUGUGGGAAAAGUUUUACUCGGCAUAGUAGCUUCCAGCGACACCAACAUGUUCACACAGGAGAGAAGCCGCAUCACUGCACAGUCUGUGGGAAGAGCUUUACUCGGCAUACGAAUUUACAGCGACACAAACUCCUUCACACAGCUGAGAUCGAGGACAUACUGCGUGUGCAAAUUAAUUAAGGCUAUAUACAUAUACAUAAUGUGUAUACUAAUAUAAAUCAUAGUUUUAUAUAGUUUGAAAAGUAACGAUUUACUAAAUGUGAACAUUCAUUACUCAAUGAAGGACAGCAGAAGUUUUAAGUACAAGGUGACACAAAAAAACGGGAACUUUUUUACAAUCCAAUAAAACUAGAAGUGAUAAAAGAAAUAAAUUUUAUUGCCCGUUCCACUGAUCCAUGAUUACUAAAAUGGCGGAGUGUUUACUUGCUAAAUGUCACUAACCUGCACUGCUACCACCUGUUAAUGGCUACCAAUCUGCAUUUUAAAAAAUUCCCGUUAUUCUGUAUCACUUUGUAUAUGAGUCCUAAUCAGUGUGUAGUUUAAAUACACUAAUCAGUCAUAAACAUUAUGACCAUCCUUGUGAUGUCGAGCUGGUCCCGCCUUUAUAUUAGAAUCCAUCAGUGGUAACCUUUUCAGUAAUUUGAUAUUUAGUAGCUCUUUUAUUGCAUCGCUCUACAUGGGACAGUCGUCACUCCCCAUGUGCAUCAGUGACCUAAGCUGGUUCAGUGGUUCCUUUUCCUCAAAACACUUUAUGUCUGGACCACUGCAGGUUGGAAACAUGACACAGGAGCUACAAUUUGGAGUUGCUCAAUUUUGCCCUUGUCACAUUAGCUACUGUAACAAUGUCUCAAUACAAUGGCACAUGGCUGUACAGUAGGUGGGAGAUAAAUUAGGCCGUUUAUAAGUGAACAUUUUGUUUUUGAACUUGAUGUGUUGGAAGCAAAAAAAAAAAAGGGGGCAAAUAUAAGGAUUUGAGUGACUUGUGACAAGGGCUGCAUUGUGAUGUCUAGACGUUUGGAUCAGAGCAACUCCAACUUUUCUGUGAGAUGUUCCCAGUCUGCAGUGCUCAGUAUUCGGCAAGUGGUCAUAAUGUUAUCGCUGAUCAUUAAUAAUCUAAGAUGAUAUCCAAAUAUCAGUAUACAGUAAUGUGUGAUGUUUCACUUCACAUUAUACUUUUUGUAUUUUCACGCAUCCUGACAUUUUUUUAUAUAUUUAUAUUUGAAGUUGUAAAACACUGCAGUUUAUUAAUGAUCCCACAGGUAAGCUAUUCACACAUUGGCAGUCAUGGCAAGUUUGUUUAAAAUUGUAUUAAUAUGGGAUAUUAAUAAAAUAUCGUGAACGUGAUACUUACCGAACUGCAAUAUAAAUAUUAUCACUAUCUUAGGUAUUGUGCUAUUGUAUCAGGCAACCCCUAAUAGUUCCUGUCCGGGUUUUCGCUUAUUAUGAAAUUAGCGGGAAAUGCUGGCUGUUGUCUGCGUAGUUCUCUUCUCCAUUUUGAUGAUGAUAUGACCGCACAUCUAAUCGCAGUGUGAACUGAUUUCAUUUUAUGACAUGCCACACACCAAACUCAUGAUCAAAUCAUAAAUUGCACUGUUUGUACGUUAAAACUUUUACAAGAUAUUCGAGAAAGAUGAUUAGAUGUCUCAACAUUGUUUUACUAAGACAUAAUUGUGAGAGUAUAAUAUAAUACAGUAUGCAUUUCUGAAUUUUUUACUGCAGAAGUGGAUUAUCCUUUUUUUUUUUAUCCAGCCCAAUAUUCACGAAUCUACUUGGGAGGUAUUAAAGGUAUGUUUCAGGUGUAUGUUGAGAUUUCAGUGUCACGCAGCUCUGGAAUGAUCAUGGCUUUGAGCCAUAUUAUUCUGUUGGACCUUUUUUGUAGGUCUGAGUUGUCAGAGAGAGAAUGAGAGAACAUGAGGUCAGAACAUUUGAGCAUCAGAGUGGGUAAGAAUGGGCAGGAAGAUAAUAAUAAUAAAAGAUGAUUAGUAGUAUUUACACAUAGAAAAAGACAUCUGAAGGACAACAAAACAAAAUACAGAUAAACAUGAAAACCGGUAGGAUUGAUCUAAACACAUAUUUAAAGUUUGGGAAGGGGCAAGAGAAAAGAUAUGUUUUAAGGUGGGUUUUGAAAUCCUGUAGUGAAGAAAGAUCAUGGAUGUGUUUGGGAAUAGAAUUCCAGAGUGUAGGGGCAGAAAUACUAAAUGCUUCCCCUCCAAAUAAUGCUAGUCUAUGGCGAGAAAUUAACAGUAGACCAUCAUCUGCAGAUCGGAGUGUGCGAACAGGGGAGUAAGUAUGAAUAAGUCUUGAAAUAUAAAGGGGGCAAGACCAUGGAAUGCUUUGAAGGUGAUGAGAAGAAUAUUGUAUUGAAUGCAGGAGCGAACAGGUAGCCAAUGAAGUUUGUGUAGGAUGGAAGUGAUGUGUGAGGAUUUCUUUGAAUAAGUGAGGACCCUAGCAGCAGAGUUCUGAAUGUAUUGGAGCUUAUUUAAUGUUGUAUUUGGUAGACCAUAUAAAAGAGAAUUACAGUAGUCAAGUCGAGAAGUAAUGAAAGCGUAACCCAGUGUCUCAGCAUUCUUGAUGUCUAAGAAGGGCCGUAGACGAGCUAUAUUACGGAGGUGAUAGAAAUGUGAGGUAGAAAGGAAAGAUGGGAGUCAAAAAUUAUACCCAGAUUUUUUAUGGUGGUGGAAGGUCUAACCAAGGUCCCGGAAAUGUUAACAGUAUCAGUACAGAGAGAAACAACGUUUUUAGGUGAACCAACAAGUAAAAAAUCUGUUUUAUCAGUAUUGAGCUUGAGAAGGUUAUCAACACAUUUAUGUCAUCAACACAAGCAGAAACAGAGUUAGUGGGAAAGGGAUGGUAGUGUCGAAAACUGAUAUAAACUUGAGUGUCGGCUACAUAACAGUGGAAAUUGAAACCAUGACGGCGGAUGAUUUUACCUAGAGGAAACAUGAAGAUGGCCAGGGGUAGCUCAGUGGUUAAGGCAUUGGACAACGGUUUGGAAGAUCCCAGGUUCAAACCCCACAACCACCAAGUUGCCACUGUUGGGCCCUUGAGCAAGGCCCAUAACCCUUAACUGCUCAGAUGUAUAAUGAGAUAAAAAUGUAAGUCGCUCUGGAUAAGAGCGACUGCCAAAUGCCCAAAUGUAAAUGUAGAUGAUAAACAGUAGUGGGCCAAGAACAGAACCCUGCGGAAUACCAUGAGAAACAGAAGCGGUAGAGGAUUUAGACUGGCGGAUAGUAAUAUAGUGUUGAUGGUCAGACGGAUAAGAAGCGAACCAGGAUAAGCCAUUCCAGAAAUACCAAGAGCAGAGAGUCGUGAAAUGAGAAUACUGUGUGAGAGAAUAUCAAAU